AUGAAUCCAGUGGAAGGCGAGCCAACAAUUAAACCAAACGUAAGGAAACACGCGGUCGCAAGAGAAGAUGGCCGCUUAGUCCCAUGUAAAGGUGAUGGAAGAACAUCUGAGUUUCACCUGACUGAAUACAGUGCUUGGCUUCCAAGACUACUCAGGCUCAGAAAGAAGAUAUUUUACGUGGCACGACAAACGGGCCAGAUCGUUGGCAACGUGCUAAUUCUUUACGAUUUUACAAUGCCAGGAGAAAUACCGUCGAUCAUGAAUAUAGCGCAUGGUAAUGAUGCUUUGAGAGAUAUGCAGCAAAUGGAUUUGACUAUGGAGAUGCCUGUUGCGGAUGCAGAAAAUCCUUUCGUAGAAGGAAUCGUGCCGGGUGUUCGAGGAGAAAAGUUCCUCAAGGUUCAUCCAUCAAAAAUUGGUUGGGUCAACAACAAAACGCUACUUUUGAAAUAUCUGAUCAAUGAUCCGACGUUUUUAGAUGAAGCUGGUUAUUUGAAUACACAUGUACCGUUCCUGCCACCCAUGAUUGAAGGGCGAGGAGUGUUUGUUCAUUUCGCACCUGCUACUCUUGUCGCAGAUCAUAUACAUCACACUGGGGAUGGUUUGUCGCCAUGGACUUUCCAAGGAGCAUCAAUGCACAAUCGCGUUCGCACAGUAAAACGGGCGCUCAUGCAAGAUUCAGAA
Messenger RNA from Strongylus vulgaris, 681 nucleotides. NCBI's taxonomy places the organism in Eukaryota, Metazoa, Nematoda, Chromadorea, Rhabditida, Strongylidae. The record is from the annotation of a GenBank genome assembly.